Messenger RNA from Zingiber officinale, 2335 nucleotides. Its product is annotated as cyclin-dependent kinase F-4-like. NCBI's taxonomy places the organism in Eukaryota, Viridiplantae, Streptophyta, Magnoliopsida, Zingiberales, Zingiberaceae. Bases 665 to 2047 code for a protein of 460 amino acids. The record is from RefSeq and is a predicted model, not a curated record. Gene Ontology annotation, molecular function: ATP binding; protein serine/threonine kinase activity. Gene Ontology annotation, cellular component: cytoplasm; nucleus. The transcript has 19 exons. Gene Ontology annotation, biological process: protein phosphorylation; intracellular signal transduction.
AAUGUGUGCCCUCUGUUUUUCUAAUAAUUAGGUUAAUCAGUCCGCAGCUUGUGCGCAUAAAUAGAUUUAAGGAGGUUGCCUCGGUGGGGAGCGACGGCCUUCUGCCCGCGGUUGGAAGGCGGCGAAGGGAAGGUUGGUUAUGCCCUACCGCCAAGAGAUUUAUGCUCCCGUGGGUUUCAAAUUUGCAGUUCAUACAUGGAGCAAGAUCAUUCUUGGAGGCCUUUCUCUCUUUUCCAAGUCUUCUUAUUCCAGGAAGCUCUUUGUUGGCGGUUCAUUGCUCUUGGAAAUUUCCUCCUUGUCUCUUUUGUCAACUAUACUUGAGGCAAGCUACUGUUCCAUCACCACAAGGACCAGACCAUAUGCAGCUUUCUUCUAUAGUCUUCGUUAGCCGUGUCUACCUGCACAUCAUCAUAAAUUCAGGCUCUUCUGCUCUUGAGGUUCAAGGCAUUCAAGAAAUUAGUUAACUGAUUGCUGAAACGUAAUACUUCUGUGUAUGGCCAUCAAGAUGAUCUAGCAUCUAUCACAUUUCAAAUCAUAGUGGAUCUUUCCUGAAGCUUGUCAAAGUUUGAUAGCAUACAUAAAAGAGUUCUUUUGUUGAAGCAUUAGUUUUGUUUUGGUUCUAUCGUGUUGUUGGAGAUUCUACGGAAAUUCAGCUCCAACAACGAUGGAAAGGUACAAACUAAUUAAAGAAGUUGGAGAUGGAACUUUUGGAAGUGUUUGGCGUGCACUUAAUAAACUGACUGGACAAAUUGUUGCAAUUAAGAAAAUGAAGAGGAAAUAUUACUCAUGGGAUGAGUGUAUGAAUCUUCGAGAAGUUAAAUCUUUGCGGCGCAUGAACCAUCCAAAUAUUGUCAAGCUUAAGGAGGUUAUAAGAGAGAAUGAUAUUUUGUACUUCGUGUUUGAAUACAUGGAAUUCAACCUUUUCCAAAUUAUGAAAGACAGAGGCAAGGGUUUCUCGGAGGCAGAAAUUCGUAAUUGGUCUUUUCAGAUAUUUCAAGCCCUUUCUUACAUGCAUCAUCGUGGCUAUUUUCACCGAGACCUUAAGCCUGAGAACUUAUUGGUCACAAAGGACAUCAUAAAGAUAGCAGAUUUUGGCCUUGCUCGAGAAGUUUGUUCACAACCACCUUACACUGAAUAUGUUUCUACUCGCUGGUACCGGGCACCUGAAGUCUUGUUGCAGUCAUCCAUGUAUGAUGCCUCAGUAGAUAUGUGGGCAAUGGGUGCUAUCAUGGCAGAACUAUUUACUCUAAGGCCACUUUUUCCCGGUGCAAGUGAAGUGGACGAGAUCUACAAGAUCUGCAGUGUGAUUGGUAGUCCAAAUGAAAAUUCUUGGGCUGAAGGGUUGCAGCUUGCAGAUGUGAUGAAAUAUCAGUUUCCUGCGUGUUCUGGUGUCCAUCUAUCGUCACUAAUUCCAUCAGCCAGUGAAGAGGCAGUCAAUCUAAUUUCAGCACUUUGUUCCUGGGAUCCAUGCCAGAGACCAAAAGCUGCUGAAACUCUUCAGCAUCCCUUCUUUCAAUCUUGCUUUCAUAUCCAUCCACCUCUUCAUUCUAGGGAGGGAAGAUUAUCUCACACGCCUCCUGUUGGGAUUAAGGGAGCUAUGGAGCAGCAUAGUAGUAGAAGAAAUUCAGCUGGAUCUCUUUCUGUUACAAGAUCAGCUAAUAAUGUUGUGCUAACAAAGGCGAAUUCUCCUCUGAGAGCUGGUGCUCAGAGGAAACUGGAAAUGGAUAAACAGGAACUCGAAAAAAGAGAGAAAUCUGUGAAGGACAACCUGAAACAAUCUCGCUAUAAACCACCUGCAAGAAACGUUCCAGCAUACUCAGGCCACAGCACUCGUAAGGUGGCCGAUUCACGAGAGAAGAUGUGUGCUGAAACAGCGGACAAACUGGCACGGAUGUCGGUGAGCUCUGGCACACAGCUGAAGAGCACAAGACUGCCCCCGCCACCACCUCCUAUGAAAGCCGGUGGUUGGCACGGCCGAACGGAUUUUCUCGCUCGAUCACACGAGAUUCCUUCGGCCAAAAGGUACUCGAGGAAAGUCAUGGGCUGAGAUUCCUGCGCCCUUGGCGCAUGCUGGCCUCAGGGUCGACGACUUGCAAGCUUCCAGUAAAAAUAAAUAUAUCUCGACUGCUAAUCUGUAUAUUCCUUGCCCGUUUGAUCGAGUUGCUUCUGGUUAAUCUGCUUGGAAAUUAACACAAUGAAAUCUGUGAACGUUUGCUAGUUUUGCCUGGUAUUUUGCUGAGAAAGUGUUUUAGGGUGAAUGUGGGUUGGCUAGGCCAAUUGUAUUAGAUUCAAUCUUUAUUAUUGAAUUUCUAAGUCAAUGGUAUUUUAAAUGACA